This is a messenger RNA of Plasmodium coatneyi, 2475 nucleotides long. RefSeq names its product SICA antigen. Bases 1 to 2475 code for a protein of 824 amino acids. The transcript has 6 exons. NCBI's taxonomy places the organism in Eukaryota, Apicomplexa, Aconoidasida, Haemosporida, Plasmodiidae. The record is from RefSeq and is a predicted model, not a curated record.
AUGCAAGAAAUAUUUAUUAAUCUUAUGAAAACUCUUAAGGGUGAGCAACCCGGAAUAGCAACUAACUGUGAAACGGGAAUGGAUAAGGAUGGACAAGAUUAUGAAGUUUGGGGCAGUGAAGAAAAGGAGCUAUGCAAAGCGAUGUUAAAAGUGAUGUUGUACACCAAUGGACUAACGCAGAAUUUUGCAGUAAGGAAUAAGGUCGAUGGUGAGGAUAUAGUAGACACUUAUUUAAGAUGUUUAGUAGGGACGACAGUAUUAGUAGAUUUAUAUGGAGAGCACUGCCUGUUUAAUAAAGUUAUUGAGCAUGUGUCAGGAAUGGUAGGGGGAACGGUGAAGGACUUGCACCAGAGGCAAAUGACGGAUGAAGAAUGCAGUAGGUUCAGUGUACAGAAUGCACAAAUAGGAGGAAAAUUAAUUAGUAAGACUAUUGGAGAUUGGAUAGAAACAGGGAGAUGGAAGAUAAACGGGAAAGUAGAUAAGUAUGGUUUGGUUAUGAAGGACGCGAAAAGUUGUAACGGUAGUGAAGCAAGUGAAAGAGCCAGGAAGGAAACAAGAGGAGAGAACAUCAAGAAGGAACGGGAAGACAUACAAGAAAAAGUAAGCGGAAUAAAGGAAAUAAUGAAGAAAGGAGAAACAUUAUCCAAGGAAGCUGCAGACCAAGUAGUGAAGAAAAUGGAUCCUAAUGAUAGUGAGGAUGAAAUGAGGAGAAAACUGGAAAGUGAAAUUCAAAGCAGAGUGAAGGAAGAUAAAGCAGAAACUCAGAAGGCAGCACUAUCGAGUAAUCCAAAGCAGGUAGGUGAAGACUGUAAGGGAAGGAGUGGCUUAUGUGAGAAGGCAAAGUGUGUAAUAGGGAAAUGGAAGACAAACGGACGAGGGAAAAAUGAGGAUGAAUUAUGGGGUGACAUUAGCAGGAGCGCCACAAAUAUGUUUACUGAAAUAUCUAAAAGUGGCACAAAUAUUCCAACUUACUGCACUGAUUCAAAUCCAAGUAGUAGAAGAGUUACUGCCCCAGAAAAAAAGGCAUGUCAAUAUAUUAAUUCAGGAUUAGAGCACAUAUACAAACUUCAAGAGGAAGAUGAGGACAAAGAACACAAGAAAGACAACAGAGCGUUUAAACAAACUAUGUUAUGUUUCGUUUUGAACGUUUAUGCAGAUAUGCUGAAAAAGGAGGUGAAAUCCCCCUGUGAGGUGAGUGAGCAAACAAUACAACAAGCAUUUAAGGAAGGAAUUAAUAAGAAGGGUGAAUGGUGUAAGGAUAAUUGUGUUAAGUGUGAAAGGUAUGAAAAAUAUACAGAGUGCCAAAUAAACAGUGGGAAGAUAGGAGACAAAUUAAAAACAAUGAUCGGGGAGGAUACCAACGUAAAAGAAACUCUAAAUACUAUAAGUUCCAUAAAUAACUUAUGUCACCGUUCACAAUGUGUAAUAACACAAUGGACCAGAGACAAAAGGGAUGAGAGGAGCAAAACAAUGGGUCAAGGGAAGGGGACUGCUUGGGAGAGGGAAAGUUGGGACGACAUAAAAUUAAGGAUCAACCCAUUUGCCACCGCCAUGCUUCAGACAGAACCAAGUGUUGACGCUUUAUGCAAAAAAGUUCAAAAUGGAAACGAGGAAGCGUGCAAGCAAAUUGUUGCAGGACUAAAACAUGUAUACAGCACUCAAGGGAAAAAAAACGGUGAAACGAAUGCAAAGGAAAAUAAUAGACUAUUUAAACAAACUAUGUCAUGUUUUAUAUUAAAUGUGUAUGCAGAACUCAUUAAGGAAAAAUGUCAGAACAUAAAAAAUGACAUGCAGGAGUUCUUUAAUGUAAGAACAGAUCUUCAUACAACUGAAUGUAAAGGGGGAGAUACAUGUAAUCAAUGUAAGUGGGAAGAAUGUAAAAAUAUAAAGGUUGGGAAUGGAGAGUUGUGGGGAAGAAUAAAAGGGGAGCUCCAGAACAAUGGCCAAAUAACACAAGCUCUAGAGAAGAUAUGUCCGAAAAAUACAGAUGCUGCAGGGAACAGUACCCAGGACACAACUCAAAGAGUCCAUAUACCCUCCGCAGCUCCUGCUUCUGCAGCUGCGGGACCGGUGGCCACCAAAACAUCUCCGGAACCGAAUACAAAAACGACUGAAAGUACUUUGGGAACGAAGGAUGAUGUAACUUCACAAGGUAAGAAAGCGAAGGAUGCUGAUGGUCCCGUGGGUCCACCUCUCGAUGAAGACAUAAGUGUCCUGCACACGCGCACUAGUGAGGACGAGCAGGAAGAUGUGUGGAUUAAGAUGAACUCAGAUCCAGAAGUUCCGAACUCUGUGAAAGGCCCGGAGGGGCAAGGUCCAAAUGGACAAGCUAGUCCCAUUCCUACUAAUCAAGCUCCAGGUAUGAAUAAUAAGGGUGGGAAUAAAGAAAAAAGAAAGGAAGAAAGAAAGGAACAAGUGUGCACCCUUUGGGUGUACACAAAAGAAAAAAAAAAAGAAAAAGAAGAAAAAAAUUAA